Messenger RNA from Oryza brachyantha (malo sina), 1706 nucleotides. RefSeq names its product peroxidase 25. Gene Ontology annotation, biological process: response to oxidative stress; hydrogen peroxide catabolic process. The record is from RefSeq and is a predicted model, not a curated record. Lineage: Eukaryota; Viridiplantae; Streptophyta; Magnoliopsida; Poales; Poaceae. The transcript has 4 exons. Gene Ontology annotation, molecular function: heme binding; peroxidase activity. Gene Ontology annotation, cellular component: plasmodesma; plant-type cell wall. The coding region runs from base 444 to 1424 and encodes 326 amino acids.
UCUCAAUAAAAGAAGGCGUGCGUUGCCGGUAGUGUUUGUCACUGUGUCCUGUGUGUGUUCAUCUAUUGUUUUUGCUACUGUUCUUCUUCCUCGCGUGUGUUGUGAGGGAGUGACUCCUAGGCAAAGCUAACACUGCCAUCUUACACAGAGGAACUAAGACUGAAAGCAACACAUGCGAUUCAUACAAAAAGACUCCAAUUUGUCACUGUAAUUCCCGUGCAAUUUGAUGAUCAGAUAAAAUAUAAAAUAUACAUUCAGAUUGAUAUGCUAGCUGUAACCCACAUAUUUCAGUAGUGCAUGAUCCACUUGCUACUCCACUAAGAUUUGCAAAAACACACUGAACAAUCCGUGGAUAUCAGAAGCUGAGAGCCCCUAUAUAAUGAACAACAAGGCCACAGGGUUGCCACAGUUAGAGAAGUUCUUUGAUUACUCCUAUUGAGACCAUGGCAGCAUCAGCAAUGGCAGCCCUUUUCUUUUUAUUCAGUGCUUUGUUGAGAAGUUCUCUGGUCCAUAGUCAAGGAUUGCAGAUAGGGUUUUAUGACAAUAACUGUCCUGAUGCUGAGGACAUAGUCAGAUCCACCGUCCAAAAGUAUUACAACAAUGAUGCCACAGUUGCUCCAGGCUUGCUCAGGCUACAUUUCCAUGACUGUUUUGUUCAAGGAUGUGAUGCCUCAGUUCUGGUUUCAGGUGCAUCCUCUGAGAAGACUGCACCACAGAAUUUUGGUCUCAGGGGGUUUGAAGUGAUAGAUGAUGCCAAGUCUCAGUUGGAAGCCUUAUGCCCUGGGAUAGUGUCAUGUGCUGAUAUAUUGGCUCUCGCUGCACGAGAUGCCGUUGGUCUGACCGGUGGGCCAAGCUGGUCGGUACCGCUGGGACGAAGAGAUGGAAGAAUUUCGUCAGCUUCAGAUGCCAAAUCGUUGCCAUCUCCUGCUGAUCCUCUGUCUGUUCAGAGGCAAAAGUUUGGAGAUCAAGGCCUGACGGACCGUGAUCUCGUGACACUAGUUGGAGCUCACACCAUCGGGCAGACGAACUGCAUCUUCUUCCGGUACCGCCUCUACAACUUCACGGCGGCGGGCAACGCGGACCCGACGAUCAGCCCGUCGGCGCUGCCGCAGCUGCGGGCGCUGUGCCCGCCGGCCGGCGACGGCUCCCGGCGGGUGGCGCUGGACCUGGGCAGCCCCGGCGCGUUCGACGUGACCUUCUUCAAGAACGUCAGGGACGGCGCCGCCGUGCUGGAAUCCGACCAGCGGCUCUGGGGCGACGCCGCCACGCAGGCCGCCGUGCAGAACUACGCCGGCAACGUCCGGGGCCUCUUCGGCCUCCGGUUCAGCUACGAGUUCCCCAAGGCCAUGGUCAGGAUGAGCAGCAUCUCCGUCAAGACCGGCAGCCAAGGCGAGAUCAGGAGAAGGUGCUCCAAGAUCAACUAGGUGUACACUAGCCAAGUCCAGGAUUUUUUUUAAUUUUUUAAUAAAUAAUUUUAUUAUUAAACUUCGAGAGAAACUAUUUUCACUAGAUGAAUCUUUUGGUCACGCCACCAAUACUCGUAACACCAUUGUUGUUUGAUUUGCCACAUCACCCACACUGACGUGACCGAAAGGUUUAUCCGAUAAAAAUAGUUUCUCUCGAGGUUUAAUAAUAAAAUAAUUUAUUAAAAAGGUUUAAAAAAUAAAAAAUAUUCUCAGUCCGGAGAUUUUCAUCAACCGACUCAC